Zeugodacus cucurbitae (melon fly) is the source of this 1103-nucleotide messenger RNA. RefSeq names its product ras-related protein Rab-11A (gene Rab11). The record is from RefSeq and is a predicted model, not a curated record. Bases 138 to 779 code for a protein of 213 amino acids. Gene Ontology annotation, cellular component: recycling endosome. The transcript has 4 exons. Gene Ontology annotation, biological process: exocytosis. Gene Ontology annotation, molecular function: GTPase activity; GTP binding. NCBI's taxonomy places the organism in Eukaryota, Metazoa, Arthropoda, Insecta, Diptera, Tephritidae.
GACGAUAAAGAAGUUACAAGGAAGACAAGAAAAUUGGUGGAAAAUAAAACAAGUGGAAUAACUCAAAAAGGAUAAACGCAGGUCAUCCAAUUGCAUAGUAAAAGCAAAAAACAGUUGAAAAAUAUUCACAACCAAUCAUGGGUACUAGAGAAGAUGAAUACGAUUAUUUAUUUAAAGUUGUGCUAAUCGGCGAUUCUGGCGUUGGUAAAAGUAAUUUGCUGUCCCGCUUUACGCGCAAUGAAUUUAACUUGGAAUCGAAGUCGACAAUUGGCGUAGAGUUUGCAACACGCAGUAUAGAGGUUGAUGGCAAGACGAUUAAAGCGCAGAUUUGGGAUACGGCUGGUCAAGAGCGUUAUCGAGCCAUCACGUCAGCAUACUAUCGUGGCGCUGUCGGUGCACUGCUUGUCUAUGACAUUGCCAAACAUUUGACAUACGAGAAUGUAGAGCGAUGGUUGCGGGAAUUGCGUGAUCACGCUGAUCAGAAUAUUGUCAUUAUGUUGGUUGGCAAUAAGUCCGAUUUGCGACACUUGCGUUCCGUGCCGACGGAUGAGGCGAAACUCUUUGCCGAACGCAAUGGGUUAAGUUUCAUUGAAACAUCUGCCCUGGAUUCGACGAACGUUGAAACAGCAUUCCAAAAUAUACUCACAGAAAUAUAUCGCAUCGUAUCCCAGAAACAAAUCAGAGAUCCACCUGAAGGUGAUGUCAUUCGUCCAAAUGUGGAGCCCAUCGAUGUGAAGCCGACUGUUACGGCCGAUGUGCGCAAGCAGUGCUGUCAGUGACCGCCUUAUGCACGUCCUGCAUUACUUUUAAAUGUCAUCUAUGCAUAAAUAAUAAAAACCAACAAUACUACAAUAAAAGAUAUACAGAAACUAAAACUACGACCACAAUUUCCCCCAUAUGAAUCCAAAUCAAUUCCAAUCUACACCAGUGGCAUGAAACGACAGCAAAACCGUUAAAUAUAGAAGAACAGAAGUAGAUGCAGCAAAUAUUAUGAAUAUUUACGUACAUUUAUUAAAUGGCAAAGAAAUGAUUGAAGCAGAAAAUAGUAAAACUACGUUGAAAUUUAUUGAAAGAAAAGUAAUAAUAUAGAUAUGUAAUUAUAA